CCUCUCCCUCUCCCUCUCCCUCUCUUCGACCAAUCAAAUUCUGAAAGUCGAUCUCCUCUCUCUCUCUCGCUCAAUGUCGUUGAAACUCAACACCCCCACUUUCCCAAAUUUAGCGUCAUCUCUGUUCCCAAAUUCGAACCCAAGAGGACCCAGCCAGAUUCGAUUCUCUAACCGAUGGGGCAACGCUAACGCCGAUCUCCUCUCUCUCUCUCUCUUGGAUCAACGUUGCAGAAGGGAUCAAAUUCGUUGUUGCGGGAUGGCAGGAGGAGGAGGAGGAGGAGGAGGAGGAGGUGAUCAUCAUCAUGUGGGAGUGUGGUGGGACCUGAACACGUGUCCGGUUCCGGCUGGUGUAGACCCUCGUUGUGUCCGUCCGUGUAUAGAAUCUGCCUUGGAGAAGCUGUUUGGUCGUCGUUCUGCAGUCAGCAUCUAUAUCUAUGCCAUAGGAAACCUAGAAUUCAUCUCUACUGACCUCUUGCAAAACAUCUCUUCCUCCGGAAUCAUUGUUACUCAUGCCCCCUGCGGUAUGCACGACUUACAUGAUUUUCUUAUCGACUGGUCUGCGGAUGAGCUUAAAAACCCACAUCCUCCUGGUUACGUAAUGAUCAUCUCGAGUGAUUAUAGACUGCUUUACCCUAAGCGUUUUCGGCUUUUUGGAUUCACUACUUUUGUUGCAUAUCCAAAAGGUGUUCGCCUACUUGCCCAUCUUACCCAGCUAAAAUUUAUUGGCCGAGAGUUUGACGAAGUGUUUGCCAAAGAGUUUGUCUGGGAAACCUUAUUGAGUGAUAAUUUGGAUGAAACUUUAUUAUUGAGUGACAACAACACAUGUGAUGAGAAACCUCUCUGCAUUUGCAACAUAUGCUGUUAUGAUUACGAAGUAUGUGACGAAUUCAUCACUCAUCUCAAGUGUGAAGAGCACAGAAACCAGUGGUCUGAAAUUGUGCACGACCGCAAGCUUAAAUAUUUUUGCCAAGUUUGCAAUUAUCCCGCCUAUAGCCACUAUAACCUCUUUCUCCAUAACCAAAGUGAAGCACAUAAUCGCAAGCUGGUUGAGAAACAGGCUCAAGAAGAGGAGGAUUGCCAGAGCAGGAAGACAAAUCCAGAAUUGGAUCUCUUCUACGAGAGAAACAAGGAGCAAUCUCUUUGAACCAAGGCAGCCUAAGGAAGAAGCAGCAGCUAGAGUGCGUGCAUCCCCAUGGGGUCUUUGUGUUAAAGAGUUUUACUAAAUAAUGGACUACUUAAUUAUUAUUAUUAUUAUCCUGAAUACUUUGUUUUUCUACCAGUCAAAAUAUUUUCAAGUCUGGUUUGUUUUUCUUUUUCUUCAUUUUUAAUCAUUACAUGACAAGAUUUAUUUGUA
Messenger RNA from Brassica oleracea var. oleracea, 1354 nucleotides. RefSeq lists its product as uncharacterized. The record is from RefSeq and is a predicted model, not a curated record. Gene Ontology annotation, molecular function: RNA nuclease activity. The transcript has 5 exons. Lineage: Eukaryota; Viridiplantae; Streptophyta; Magnoliopsida; Brassicales; Brassicaceae. Gene Ontology annotation, biological process: regulation of gene expression. Gene Ontology annotation, cellular component: peroxisome. The coding region runs from base 74 to 1144 and encodes 356 amino acids.